GAGGUGCACGAGAUGCUGAAAAAACACCAUGGGGACUUUGCCAAGAUAGAGCUGCAUCUGAAGAGAACCAGUGAGAAGGAGAAGACCGCUGCCCUGGGCGGAGGCUACGUGAACGAGUCCAUUCUGAAAAGCAUUCACGGACUUCUUCGCAAGUCCGCCGAGCAUGGUGCGGACGAGUGGAAGGCCGUGCUGGAGGAGAAGUUUGAGAUGAAGAAGACGGACAGGACCACGACCGAG
Molecule: messenger RNA, 237 nt
Organism: Symbiodinium necroappetens
Lineage: Eukaryota; Dinophyceae; Suessiales; Symbiodiniaceae
Source: the annotation of a GenBank genome assembly